AUGUCUGACGGCCAGCACUCUCGCUUCUUGUUCACUUCCGAAUCCGUCUCGGAGGGUCACCCUGAUAAGAUGUGUGAUCAGGUGAGUACAUUCCUACCUUCUUGACUAGGUUCAUCCCGUUUUUUUCAGAUUUCUGACGCCGUUCUGGAUGCUCACCUGAAACAGGACCCGCACGCCAAGGUCGCUUGCGGUUAGUUUGACUGAGAUAUUGAACGAAAACCUCAUUGAAAUAUUUGCAGAGACCGUCACCAAGACUGGAAUGGUCAUGCUCUGCGGAGAGAUCACCUCCAAGGCUAACGUUGACUACCAGGUUCUGGUCCGUCGUGUCAUCGAGAAGAUCGGAUUCACCGACUCGAGCAUCGGUAAGUCAAUCGGCUUUCAUCAGCAUUUAUUGGAUGAUUCGGUAUUUCAGGAUUCGACCACAAGACCUGCAACGUUCUCGUCGCUCUUGAGCAGCAAUCGCCGGAAAUCGCCGCCGGAGUGCACAAGGACAAGGACGGAGACGAUGUCGGAGCCGGAGAUCAGGGAAUCAUGUUCGGAUAUGCUACUGAUGAGACCGAGGAGGCCAUGCCACUCACCCUCGUUCUCUCGCACAAGCUCAACGCCGAGCUCCACGCUCUCCGUCGCAACGGAACCCUCCCAUGGAUCCGCCCGGACUCCAAGUCCCAAGUGACCAUCGAGUACGAGUCCCGCAACGGAGCCUGCGUGCCACUCCGCGUCCACACCGUCGUCAUCUCCACCCAGCAUUCUCCGGAUGUCUCCCUCGAGAAGUUGAGAGAGGUGAUUCUCUCCGAGGUGAUCAAGAAGGUGAUCCCAGCCUCCCUCCUUGACGAACAGACCGUCUACCACAUCAACCCAUGUGGAACCUUCAUCGUCGGAGGACCAAUGGGAGAUGCCGGCGUCACCGGAAGAAAGAUCAUCGUCGACACCUACGGAGGAUGGGGAGCCCACGGAGGAGGAGCUUUCUCCGGAAAGGACCCAACCAAGGUCGAUCGCUCCGCCGCCUAUGCUGCUCGCUGGGUCGCCAAGUCGCUGGUCAAGGCCGGACUCGCCAAGAGAGUUCUUGUCCAGCUUUCGUACGCCAUCGGAAUUGCAAAGCCAAUCUCCACGCUGAUUUACGCCUUUGGAACUUCCCCACUCACCGAUGAAGAGCUUCUCCAGGUUGUCGAGGAUUCCUUCGACCUCACCCCAGGAAAGAUCAUUAAGUAAGUUGUUUAUUUCAUGAAUUCACAUCCUUAUGCCGUUAUUUUCAGGGAGCUCAACCUCAAGAGACCAAUCUACGAGAAGACUGCUGAGAACGGACACUUCGGACAUUCCGAGUUCCCAUGGGAAGAGCCAAAAGCCCUCAAGAUCUCGCCAGCUCUCCUGGAGAAGGCCAAGGGAAGCCCAAUUCCAGCUACCUCCGCCAUUGCCCAUUAA
Messenger RNA from Caenorhabditis sp. 36 PRJEB53466, 1419 nucleotides. The record is from the annotation of a GenBank genome assembly. NCBI's taxonomy places the organism in Eukaryota, Metazoa, Nematoda, Chromadorea, Rhabditida, Rhabditidae.